AACCAACUAAAACCUUAUCGGUCCUCCGGGCCGACUGGAACCAUUUGAUCCGUUAGGGUUUUCCGGUCCGGACGGGUAAACUUACUGCCCUAGCUCAUUGUUUUCUCUGUGUCCGUACCCGAUCCGCUUAUCUUAUUGCAACGUUUCGGGGGAGAAACGGUUCUAAACCCAGCGCCAAGCCCAAGUAAUUCGUAGUCCGUUCCGUUACGGACUGUGAGAAAAAUUAAAAUCCCACGAACCAAACAGACACACGAAAUCCAUAGAAAUAAACAACGUAGUAAAUGAAUAAAAUUAAUUAAUUACUAAAUGACACGAUCUCCCACCAUUUCAUCAGAUUUUUGGGAUUUCAUGAUCGGUUCUUCGGAAAGCCUUUUUGCUUCUCAAUUCAUUGGAGACCGUGCAAUUCGGAAAAUUUUAAGACCAGUGUGCAACUCUCAUUUUCAUUCAUUUGUGCAAGAUGAGCCAACAGAGUCAAAGGACCAGUUCUUUAUCUGCUGCAGACCUUCCUAUGAAACGGAAGCGCGGUCGUCCACGGAAGGAUGAAAAUCUGGUGCUGGGGAAGAAUAAAUCCAUGACGCCUGCAUCUGGAAGCACAAGGAAAAAUAAAGAAAGUGGGGUUACAAGUGAUGAUGCUGAUGGUGCCAUGGUGGGUCAGGUGGUUACUGGUGUCAUUGAAGGUUCAUUUGAUGCUGGAUAUCUACUUAAUGUUAAGGUUGGGGACACUGACACACAUCUGAGGGGUGUUGUCUUUCUUCCAGGAAGGUUCACCCCAAUAACUGCUGCAAAUGACGUUGCUCCACAUGUUAAGAUGUACGACAGAAAAGAGAUCCUAAUCCCAGUUCUCAACCAUCAACCUCAGCUCCAUAAUUCUGUCCUCCCAUCCGGACAAAGUAGUAAGCAACCUACUGAGCUUAAAACCCAUGCACCUGAACUUUCAGAUCAACUUCAAUCCCCUGGGCUUCAGUCUGCAAUCCCAAAUGCACCUGAGAACCUAUCUGCCUCUGUUAUGGUAACUGUGGCUGCCAACUCUCCCAAGAAUGAUGCAAGUCUUUCCUUGGGAGGAAAUGAAGUGCCUCAGAAAACAUUGGAGCCUGGACUUGUGAGCCAAUCUACAUCUACUACGGCACAGCCCGAUCAUGAUGAGACUGUUGAACAUGAUGAGGUGUUGGAGGAAUGUGAAGCUUCCCCACUGAUUGAAGGAGCUAAACACGAUGGAGAGGGAAUUAAGGAAUCAAAAGCAGAAUCGGCAUCUGAACCAGUUGUUGACAUGGUGCCAGCCACUGAAACCGCUACUAAAGAGCCUCAAAUUCAGCACCAGGCUGUGAGUCUUGACCUUAAGCCUAAUGAAUUGAUUCAUGAUGAAGUGAAGUACCCAAAUCUCGAACUCAACCAUACUUUUGUAUUUGCUGAACCGAAACCCAUGUCUUCAGAACAGAUGAAUAAGCCCGCGGACAUUGUGAUGGAAGAACGGGCUUCUCCAGAAAAAGAUAUAGCAGAAGAAACACAAUUGGAGCCUGCUAUUGAGAAUUCAAGUGGAACUGAUACGUCCCUCUCAAAUGGAAGACCUGCAAGUGAUUCUGUUAAUGCUAUCGAGUUGGGAUCACACUCUCCUCUAUGGAGCAGCCAUCCAGCAAUGAUGUCUGAGGGAGAGGCUAUUCCAUUAGAGUCCAACCAGCCAACCAGCAAAGAAUCCGCUCUUCCGGGAAUGUUGGAACCCCAGCUCCAUAGUUCUGGUACCGGAAGCAAUAUGGAAAAUGGUGUCAAAGAUGACCCGAUACCACAAUCUUAGAUCCCUACGAGAGACCUGAGAAUCAUUCGUGAAACUAAAAAUGUAGAAGAAAAGACAUGAGGGUAGUGUGAAGGUUGGGGAAUAAACAGGUAGUAUUCCGGUCAUGGCUCCCAUGUUUAAGUUGACGCUAGGAUAUAAGAUUAUUCUCUCCUAUUAAUCUGACAGCUCUCUUGUGGAUUGUUAUUCUUUGUUUUUUCUGGGAAAGGAGAUGGUUUGUUAUAUUCUUUGUUAUAUUCUUGAGUCUUGAAAAUUAAUGUCGGUUUUAUCUA
Juglans microcarpa x Juglans regia is the source of this 2058-nucleotide messenger RNA. RefSeq lists its product as uncharacterized. The transcript has 2 exons. Gene Ontology annotation, molecular function: DNA binding. The record is from RefSeq and is a predicted model, not a curated record. Lineage: Eukaryota; Viridiplantae; Streptophyta; Magnoliopsida; Fagales; Juglandaceae. Bases 458 to 1789 code for a protein of 443 amino acids.